Colletotrichum navitas is the source of this 912-nucleotide messenger RNA. RefSeq names its product S1/P1 nuclease. The transcript has 3 exons. NCBI's taxonomy places the organism in Eukaryota, Fungi, Ascomycota, Sordariomycetes, Glomerellales, Glomerellaceae. Gene Ontology annotation, biological process: DNA catabolic process. Gene Ontology annotation, molecular function: nucleic acid binding; endonuclease activity. The coding region runs from base 1 to 912 and encodes 303 amino acids. The record is from RefSeq and is a predicted model, not a curated record.
AUGAAAUUCUCAAGCACCGUCGCGCUGGUCGGCGCACCUCUGCCCGGAGUCCUCGCAUGGGGAAGUCUGGGGCAUAUCGCGACGGCCUACCUCGCCAGCCACUUCGUCGCCAACACGACCGAGGCCUUCUUCCAGGACCUCCUGCGAAAUGACACCGAGCAUUACCUGGCCGGCGUCGCGACCUGGGCCGACACGAUUCGGUACACGAGAUGGGGCCACUUCACGGGGCCUUUCCACUUCAUUGACGCCCACGACAGCCCUCCCGGGUACUGCGGCGUCGAUCUCGAGCGGGACUGCAAGGCGCAGGGCUGCGUCGUUACGGCUCUCGCCAACUACACGGCGCGGUCACUCGAUCCCACGCUGAGCGGCUGGGAGCGAAACCAGGCCGCGAGAUUCGUCGUGCACUUCAUCGGCGACAUGCACCAACCUCUUCACAACGAGGACGUGGCCCGAGGAGGCAACGGCAUCCACGUCAAGUGGCAUGGCACCGACUUCAACCUGCACCACGUCUGGGACAGCUCCAUCGCCGAGAAGCUAAUCGGGGGUUCCCGCCGGAGGCCGUACGACAACGCGAAGCGGUGGGCGGACCAGCUGGCCGAGGAGAUCGAGACGGGCAAGUUUGCCGAGCAAAAGGCUGAAUGGUUGAAGAGCCUCGACUUCAACAAUGUCAACUCAACUGGCUUGCAGUGGGCGAAAGAGGGCAACGCGUUUGUGUGUACUCAUGUGUUCCCGGAGGGGCCGCGCGCGAUUGUCGGACAGGAGCUCGGCGGCGAGUAUUUCGAAAAGGCGGCGCCGGUGAUUGAGCUGCAGGUGGCCCGCGCCGGCGUCAGACUGGCUACUUGGUUGGAUCUCAUUGCGGCGGCUUACGAAGACCAGGCGAGAAAGGUGACCGUGGCUAUGGAAGAAUUAUAA